AUGCCGCCGGCAAACCCCAUUAUGCGGCCCGAAAACGAUUUCGCCACCGGCUGGUUGGGUCUGGAAUCAGAACCGGAACGAGAGCAUCGAGAAAGUAGCCGCGACAAACGGGACCUGGCAUUUUGUCCGAUCACACAGACAAUGCGACUCUGCAUUGGGUUUGACGGAAUCCCGGCCGUACCUCCUCAUCAGCACGCCAGCAGAGCGUCCGCCACCGACACUGUUACCAGCACUCGCUAUAACCAACCACACAAGUACGGUAUUUUGGGCGCCCCGAGCCGGAGAGAUGACAAUACGCAGCGUUGGGCCCAGGCCUCUCUAACGGCAUUAUCUGGGUCUCUCGCCUGGUUUUUUCCGCGACUCAACAAUGGCAUCUUCAACCUUGGACAGCUAGCACCUUGGGUAGACUUUCGGGAGGACCAUCACCAUCCCACAACCUUGUGA
Messenger RNA from Purpureocillium takamizusanense, 444 nucleotides. RefSeq lists its product as uncharacterized. The transcript has a single exon. Bases 1 to 444 code for a protein of 147 amino acids. The record is from RefSeq and is a predicted model, not a curated record. Lineage: Eukaryota; Fungi; Ascomycota; Sordariomycetes; Hypocreales; Ophiocordycipitaceae.